Molecule: messenger RNA, 5596 nt
Organism: Scylla paramamosain (green mud crab)
Lineage: Eukaryota; Metazoa; Arthropoda; Malacostraca; Decapoda; Portunidae
Product: serine/threonine-protein phosphatase 6 regulatory ankyrin repeat subunit A-like
Exons: 12
Coding region: 518-5491 (1657 amino acids)
Molecular function (GO): protein binding
Source: RefSeq, a predicted model, not a curated record
CUCGUCGUGGCAGCACCGCCCGCACACCGCAUGCCACUUCUCGGCCCCUUCUUCCACCUGGCAUUGGCCAUUGUUGCAAUUGAGACAGGUGGAAGUUAAGUUGUCAGAAAUAUGUAAGCCGGCAAUACACACCAGCUGUGGUGUGUAUUGCCAGAGUGAAGAAUCUUGCUCCUCACUCUGGCUGUAGUGUGCCAGUCUGUUUGGUUUUCUAAGGCCAGGGAAAGGAGGCAUGCGUGUGUUGUCACCACUGCCUCAGUGGAAGCUACAUGACUCAUUUCCCAUACUCUCUCUCUCUCUCUCUCUCUCUCUCUCUCUCUUUCUGUGUUUUCAAGAUAAAAAAUAUGACAUAUUUUCCUUUGUUUAGUGUUCUCUGUGUUGUGCCCGAAAGUAGUGUUUAAGUUUUUCUGUGCUGUGCCUCUAAUCAUUCAGUGACCGCCCUGUGCGUCUUUUGCCGUGUCAGGAAAGGAGUGUUUCUUCUCCAGGUAACAUCGGAGCAACACACGCCCCACAUCCCACCAUGGCAUCCAACCCACAUCACCACGUGGAGGAACUUCGUAAGGCAUUUAAACAACAACUAACAACGGAGCUGGUCACUGCUGUGGAGAAAGGAGACGAGGCAGGGGUGAGGUCGGCACUCGAGAGGGGUGCCAGGGCCGAGGUCACUGUCCCCAUUAAUGAUAGGGUGUCAGGGAGUCUGCUAACUCUGGCUGCCAGCGAGGGCCACGACCACCUACUGCCUCACUUACUGCAGGCGGGGUUAAGCAUAGAAGGUUGGGGCACCACUGACGCGACACCGCUGAUGCUGGCUGCCUUGUUUGGCCACAGCCAGACAGUAAAGGCACUGUUGGACCUCGGCAGUAACCCUCUGGCCACGUAUGGUGAAGGUUGGACAGCCCUCCACUUUGCUGCAAAGUCGGGCCACCAGCAGUGUGUGGCGGCCCUCAUCCCAGUCACUCCUCCCACUCCCGCACACCUCCAGGCAAACACCCCGGUACACACCGCCAGUUAUGAAGGCCACGUGGAGGUACUGGAGCAGCUGGCAAGUGCUGGCUGGCCCCUCACCGCAAGGAAUAGUGAUGGCGACACACCCAUGCACCGUGCUGCGGCAGGGGGUAGUGUGACAUGUCUGCAAUGGCUGGUGCAGCGAGGAGGUGACCCGAGCGUGCAAAAUAAUGCAGGACACACCCCGCUUGACCUGGAACUGGUCACUGCUGUGGAGAAAGGAGACGAGACAGGGGUGAUGUUGGCACUCUACAGGGGUGCACGGCCCGAGGUCAAAGUCCCCACUAAUGAUGAGAUGUCAUGGAGUCUGUUUACUGUGGCUGCCAGCGAGGGUCACGACCAUCUGCUGCCUUACCUACUACAGGCGGGGUUAAGCAUAGAAGAUGGAGGCACCACUGACAUGACACCGCUGAUGAUGGCUGCCUUACGUGGCCACACCCAGACAGUGAACGCACUGCUGGAGCUCGGUGGUAACCCUCUGGCCACGCAUCGUGAAGGGUGGACAGCCCUCCACUUGGCUGCAGGGCAGGGCCACCAGCAGUGUGUGGCAGCCCUCAUCCCCGUCACCCCUCCCACUCCCGCACACCUCGCGGCACUCACUCCGGUGCACACCGCCAGUUAUAAUGGCCACGUGGAGGUACUGGAGCAGCUGGCAGGUGCUGGCUGGCCCCUCACCUCCAGGGACAGUUAUGGCAAUACACCCAUGCACCGUGCUGCGGCAGGGGGCAGCGUGACAUGUCAGCGAUGGCUGGUGCAGCGAGGAGGUGACCCGAGCGUGGAAAAUAAUGCUGGACACACCCCGCUUGACCAGGAGCUGGUCACUGCUGUGAAGAAAGGAGACGAGGCAUGGGUGAGGUCGGCACUCGACAGGGGUGCACGGCCCAAGGUCACCGUCCCCACUAAUGCUGGGGUGCUGGGGAGUCUGCUGACUGUGGCUGUCUACGAGGGCCAUGACCACCUACUGCCUAGCUUACUGGAGGCGGGGAUAAGCAUAGAAGGUGAAGGCACCACUGACAAGACACCGCUGAUGGUGGCUGCCCUACGUGGCCACACGCAGACAGUGAAGGCACUGCUGGACCGCCGCAGUAACCCUCUGGCCACGUAUGGUGAAGGGUGGACAGCCCUCCACUUUGCUGCAAGGUCGGGCCACCAGCAGUGUGUGGCAGCCCUCAUCCCCGUCACCCCUCCCACUCCCGCACACCUCGAGGCACUCACCCCGGUGCACACCGCCAGUUCUAAAGGCCGCGUGGAGGUACUGGAGCAGCUGGCAGGUGCUGACUGGCCCCUCACCGCCUGGGACAGUAGUGGCUACACACCCAUGCACCAUGCUGUGGUCGGGGGAAGUGUAGCAGCUGUGAAGUGGCUGGUGCAGAAAAAUGUUGACCCACACAUCCAGUCGAAGGACAGACGCACCCCACUGGAGUUGGCAAUGCAGUAUGGCUGCCACGAGGUGGAGACCUGGCUAGCCAAAAAUGUUGGCAGGAGCAAGAUUCUGCAUGUGGAGGAAGUGAGGGCGUGGCAGGGCUUGCACGAAGACCAACACAACAGCGUCUUGUCCCUGCUGGUGGCGGGCAACGAGGCAGCCAUGGCUACCAUCCCCAGGGAUUAUGAUGGUCACGCGCUGAGCCAUGAUGGCCUGACGCCUCUUCAUGCCGCGGCGCUGUGCGGGGCUCCCAGUGGUGCUGUGGAGGCUUUGCUGCGACGCGGCGUGAGCCCUCAUGUGACCACUCCUGACAACAUGACCCCCGCUGACCUGGCACGGCAACAAGGCCAUGACUCCGUGAUUAAGGGACUACAGCGUCACCACUGUGAACAAAGCGGCACGCCUCCCGAGCACCUGCACGAGGAGCUGCUCUUAACAGUCAGUCGCCGGGACGACGUGCAGGCAGUGUCCACCCUCCUGUGUAAGGGCGCUCCCAUAGAGCUCCUGGGUAGCCAUUCUGUCCUGAGACUGGCUGUCACCACCGACCGUACACACACCAUCAGCCUGCUGCUAGCCAGCGGUGCACCGCUGCCUGCCAACCUGCUCCAGGAGGCUUGGCAGAGCCCCGAUGUGACCCACAGGGUGCUGGCCUUCCUCACCACCGCCUACUGCUGCCGGCUGCGUGCAGAGCAGCGUCGCCUGGAAAAGAUCAGUAGCGCCCUUGUCGAGGGCAUCGACAGUCUGGUGAAAACCAUCGAGGGAAAUACUCCCUGGCAGGCAGCCUGGCGAUGGGGAAAGGAAACUGACCGGCCAGCACUGAGCGACCUCCUGGCAAAGGCCGCGGCUGCCAACUGCCCUGUGACUGCCGCCUUCCUGCAUAGGGCAGGAGGAUGGACAGUCUUUAAUGGAGCCUCUGGUGGCACUGCCCUCCACGCUGCCCUGGAAGCUGGCCACAAAGGCAUGGCCGAUCUGCUGAUCAGGGACCUUGGGGGCUGCCCGUACGUGCCGGACACACAUGGUCGCCUUCCAGUGCACAUGUUGCCUGAUGAGAAGCAACAGAGGCUGGAGCAGAAGCUCUUUAUGGAGGAGCGUGAAAAACUGGAGAAUAUGGAGCUUCGCUUGAAGGCAGAUCACGAGAAGACCGCAGCACGGACAGCGCUGUGUAUACAGAAGGAUCUUUUUGAGAGCCACAAGAAGGGCGAGGGUAAGAAUGUCUCCUCACAUGAUGGCCGCGCUGCCCUGCUGCUGGCCUCGCGCAAAGGUCUCCUGCAGCUGACUCAUCUUAUACUGCAAGAGGGUCAUUUCCCCGUGGAUGAAGUGCUGGACUACACCUGCGGCACCACCGCUCUACACCAGGCAGCCUCACACGGCCAGGACAGCUGCGUGUCGCUACUGCUGAGCGCCGGCGCCAACACACAGCAGCGCGACACCUAUGGCCAGACGCCCCGCCACCUGGCCGCCAUGUUUGGCCACAAAAGUACUUUUGAACUCUUGGCACACCAAGAAACGCAGGACCUUCCUUGCCGCGCGGGCACCACGGCCACACAGGUGAAAGAAAAUUUUAAAGUCUUUCACAAUAUGUAUUACAAAUAUAAGCGUAAUCUAUUAGACCCAAUCGACCAUCGUGACCCCGAAAACGUCAUAAGAAUUCUCGUGAAAUCCAUAGGCCUGCAAGAGCUGCAGAUGGAGGCUCAGCGGGUGGCUGUGGAUCUAUCAAAGGGCGAGGCCCUUAAGGUGAAGGAGGCGGUCAUGGCGGAAGUAAGCACCAUCAUGAAUAAGGUGGCAGCCGCUGAUCCCACCUACCACGGCGACCUGAGGCUGGCGGGCAGUUCUCGGGACGGCUCUAAGCUGUAUGCCCCUGACGAAUUUGAUAUAAACCUCGUGAUUCACGAGGAUAACGUAGGAAUAAAUGUUAGUCAGAGAAGGAAGGAGGAAGCACCGCUGAAGGGCAGCUUCCAGAUUUCUGUGAAGACUGACAAUCCUCACCUUGAAGGUAAUAGAUUUAUGGCCAAUUUGUACAAGGAGGUGCACCGGUGCCUCGCUGGCCACACCCUGCAGGACGAAAGACUGAGCCUGGUGCCACCGGGCCUGAUCAGCACGCAAGUGGGCGUGGGACUCUCUCUGGCCUGGCAGGGGGAAGAGUAUCCACUAUUGCUGGUCGGCGUGGACCUAGUGCCAGUGCUUGAAGUGCCAUGGCUGGAGCAAGUUUCCAGACCCUUCCUCACUCCUGAGGACACCACCACCAUGCAGCUCAGUAAUGCUGCGGACGGAACAUGGCGCUGCAGCUUUGCCUUGACAGAGGCUAAGGUGCUGGGGACAUUGACACCCGCAGAGCGCCAGGUACAGCUGAUGGGAAAAGUACUUCUUUCCCGCCUCAAGGCCGAGCGCUGGAUGCCUCGGCACAAAAAGAGCUUCUUCAAGUGGUUUGCCACACGGGAGUGGAACAUCGCGGUGCCAGGCGGGUUCUGCUUCAAGAAUGCACUCCUGCGGUGGCUGGAGCUUAGGCGGUGGAGGAAGGUAGAGCUUGGGGCUGGACGGAAGCAGGAUCACACCAAGGAGUUGGGCGCUGGACAGGAGGGGAACCACUCUAAGGAGAUGGGGGCAGGACAGGAGGGGGACCACACCAAGGUGUUGGGGGCUGGACAGGAGGGGGACCAUGCCAAGGAGUUGGGGACUGGACAGGAGGGGAACCACACUAAGGAGUUGGAGGCUGGACAGAAGGGGGACCAUUCCAAGAAGUUGGGAGCUGGACAGGAGGGGGACCAUACAAAGGAGUUGGGGACUGGACAGGAGAGGAACCAUGCCAAAGAGUUGGUGCCGGGGCGGGAGGGGGACCCCACCAAAUGGUUGGGGAAGGUGUUCAGAUUGAUGUGUGCGAACCCAGAAGAGUCACGAGAGCAACUGACAACUCAAAACAGCUCUGCCUACUUUGGAGGAGACUGUGAGGGACGGAAGCCUGGGGACGGGGCGCCCGUCAUCGUGCAGUGUCUGGAGGAGGGUUUGGAAAAGUUGUCUUCUGGCUUGGCCUCAGCCAAGACAACCAGGCCGCGGCGACGAAAGCAUUAGAUGCAGAAGAUGCAGAACCGUUUAAUCAUUAGCUGUGAUUUGUGCCACGCCUCAUAACCACCCCCCCCCAACACACACACACAAGCUUGGUUUGGUGCUCGAUUU